GUUCUUUGUUGUGAGAGUGUGAAGAGUUUUGGAGAGAAUGAAUCGUGGCCGUUCGAUGUCGUCGGCGGCGGCAGCCGCGGCUCGUUUAAACGGAGGCGCAUGUUGCGGCGGCGUGGGUAGGCUCCAUUCGGCGGGGGAUCGGAGUGACAAGCCGGAAAGGCUGUACCGGAGGUUGUCGGCUCUGGGAGGCAGCGGGAGGAGCGCGGCGGCGGCGUUGAAUGAUUACAUCAUGGAGGGCAGAACGGUCAAGAAAUAUGAGCUCGAUAGCUGCAUCAAGGAGCUCCGCCGGUACCGCCAGUACCAGAAUGCCCUCGAGUGUAGAUAAUGGAGUGGAUGGAGUUUAGGAAAAUUAACUAUGCUUUUCCUGACUAUGCUAUAAGAUUGGAUCUCACGGCGAAAGCCAAAGGGAUAGAGGCAGCUGAGAGUUACUUCAGCAACUUGCCGCCGGCUGCGAAGAACAAGUUCACUUAUGGUUCCCUUUUGAAUUGCUAUUGCAAGGAAGCGAUGGAGGAAAAGGCGCUGGCACAUUAUAAGAAGAUGGAUGAGUUGGACUAUGCUAACUCUACUCUGGUCUUCAACAAUCUCAUGUCUUUGUGCAUGAGAAAGAAGCAGCCGGAGAAAGUGGGGUCUUUGGUGGAGGAAAUGAAGCGGAGGGGGAUACGUUUGGAUACUUUUAGUUAUAAUAUCUGGAUGCAGAGCUGUGCGUCUUUGAAUGAUAUACAAGGGGCGGAAAGUGUGGUGGAAGAGAUGCAAAGCCAAGAUGAAGAUAAAUGUGAUUGGUCUACGUAUAGUAACUUGGCUUCUAUAUAUGUGAAAGCACAACAAUUUGAGAAGGCUGAUAUAGCUCUUAAAAUGUUAGAGAAAGUGAUGAUAAAUGGGAAGCAGCAGCGGCAGGCAUACCAUUUCUUGAUUUCCCUGUAUGCCAACAGUGGUAAUGUAGGUGAGGUUAAAAGAAUAUGGGAAUCACUCAAGUCAGCUUUUCCGGAUACCAACAAUAUAAGCUAUCUUCAUGUGCUUCAAGCUCUGCGCAUACUAAAAGAUGUUAAGGGUUUGAAAGAAUACUUUGAGGAGUGGCAGUCCAAUUGCUCCAGCUAUGAUAUGAGGUUGGCAAAUGUUGUUAUACAUACUUAUCUUAGUCAGAACAUGUAUGAAGAAGCGCUGCUGAUCUUUGAGGAGGCUAGUAAAAGGUCGAAAGGGCCUUUUUUCAAGGCUCGAGAAAUGUUCAUGGUUUACGUCUUGGAUUCCCACCAGGUUGAUUUGGCAAUUAGCUAUUUAGAACAGGCGAUUUUAGAAACCAAGGAUGAAGAAUGGCGUCCGUUGCCAGAAACAAUUACUGCAUUUUUGAAGUAUUUUGAAGAAACAAAAGACGUUGAUAGUUCCGAGAAUUUUUGUAAGAUUCUGAAGCGUCUAAAUUGUCUCAGUUCCAAUGAGUAUUGUUUGUUGCUGAAGGUUUAUGUAGCUGCUGGUAGUUUGCUUCCCGAGAUACGUCAGAGAUUGAAGGAAGACAACAUUCAAAUAAGCACUGAGCUUGAUGAAUUGGUGGAGAAGGUUUCCCCAAGUAGAUCAACAGCAUAUUAGUCCCCUAGUUUUGGCAUUUGCAUUUUAUCUUAUAGUAUCUGUAGUUUUUGAACUGAAGAUCAUUAUAGACUGGUUUUUGGUUUCCCGAAAGUAAAUUUCAAUCUGAUUUGAUAUGUGGCAUCAAGCAUCCAAUCGGAAUCAACUUCACAAAUGUCAUUGUAAUUUCAGGUAUUUGUUUUUUAAUUUUUGUU
Messenger RNA from Argentina anserina (silverweed cinquefoil), 1769 nucleotides. RefSeq names its product pentatricopeptide repeat-containing protein At1g02370, mitochondrial-like. The record is from RefSeq and is a predicted model, not a curated record. Gene Ontology annotation, molecular function: protein binding. NCBI's taxonomy places the organism in Eukaryota, Viridiplantae, Streptophyta, Magnoliopsida, Rosales, Rosaceae. The coding region runs from base 325 to 1578 and encodes 417 amino acids. The transcript is spliced from 2 exons. Gene Ontology annotation, cellular component: mitochondrion.